AUUUAAGGUUCAACCUAUUCACCACAAGCUAGGACGUUUGGAAGAACUGAAUGAAAGUCUUAGACGGGUAGAGAAAGGCACCGAUUGACAUCUUCAGGUUAUCUUGUCAGAGUAAGCAGGCUAAAAGGGUAGAGAAAGUAGAAAAUUCAUUUUAAUUUUUGCAGUGGGAACGCUGCUUUCAGAAUCAAAGUUGCAGGUACAUUUAGAGGGUGUCAGGAUCAAGGACCGACACACUGCCCCACACAAGUGAGAAUACUAGUGGGAUAAAUACAGACAGAACGCACGAUGGAUCGCAAAAUCCCCGAUUUUGCUGGUACCUGGAAAAUGAAAAGCUCAGAGAACUUCGAGGAGCUUCUCAAAGCACUGGGUGUGAAUGUGAUGCUGCGUAAGAUUGCGGUCGCAGCCGCGUCAAAGCCAUCCGUGGAGAUUACGCAGGAUGGAGAGACACUUUCAAUCAAGACCUCCACCUCUGUGAGGACCACCCAUGUCACCUUCACAGUUGGACAGGAGUUUAAUGAGGCCACUGUGGAUGGACGUCCCUGCACGAGCUUCCCUUGUUGGGAAACAGACAGCAAAAUUAGCUGUGAACAGACUUUGCAGAAGGGCGAGGGUCCAAAAACCUCAUGGACCAGGGAGAUAACCAAUGACGGCGAACUGAUUCUGACAAUGACCGCAGAUGAUGUGGUGUGCACAAGAGUUUAUAUCAGAGAGUGAAAGUAUGAGGAAAAAGGAAGAACAUCCAUCCAUAUCACUGUCUUUCCUCAUUAACCAUUGACUGUGAUUUUAUAUCAUCUAUUUCCUUUCUGCCUCAUCUCGUCUUUCUUUUUUUGUUGACAAUGUAUUUGAAUAAUACAUGACAGAGCCAUGCAAAUAAUUCUUGCGAGGUUCCAGAAAUCCAAGCAAAGAUUUUUUUUUUUAAACUGGGCCCUGAUUGGUCAUUUAACAAACACAUAAUUUGUGCUGAAAAGCACUUUUGAGGGUUGGUCUCCACAUAGAUGAAGACCUGGAUAUCUAAAGCUUGAAAAUCAGUCUUUGGUAAGACGGUUCACAUUCACCACUGUAAAAAUCUCAGAAAAGUCACAUUUAUCAUAAAUCACAGAACUUUCACAAACAAAAUCUACACGAGUGGAUGGUGGAAGGGUGGAAGAUUUCCCCAUUCAAUUUUCGCAACGGAUUCAACUGACAGUGGACUUGUGUGAGCUAUGCUUCAUAAAUCACCACACUAAUGGCAAUAGACAAUGGACUUUUAUUUUUGCCUGCAAAAUUUUGUGAAUGUAACCGUGCCUUAAGAUUGUACAUCAAAGUAUGAUAUGCCCUCGGAACAUGUUUAUGAAGUUCAGUCCAUAAUUUUUUUUAUUUUCUCAGUUGACCUUUUGUUUAGCUCUGUCUUGAAAUAUUACUGACCAAUCCUAACUUACCAACCGUUCUCAGACAGGCUUUUACUUUCUAACUCUAUGGAGAAUCUAUCUAUGGAUUGCUUUUAAAUUUUAUUUUAUAGUUUAAUUCAGUUAAUUGUGAGAAGUGUAUGCCUUCAUUCUGAUUUGCUGUGGCCAAAGUUACUCGUUACAGCAUAACUUAACAAUGUUUUAAACGAAAAAUGGCUGAUAAAAUGCUUUUCAACUUCAAUUCAUUCCAGCCCAAGAAAGGACAAUAUUCUAUUGGUUAAAAUCCUGCUCUUCAUGGAAAUCUCCAGUUCAUUCCUAUGCGACGUUCUGUAAAUCUUGUCUGAAUUAGCGACAGUUCCAAAGGGGGCGGAGCUAAGCAAAUGGUCAAUUGUGAUUAGAAACCCCUGAAUCUUCAAUCCCAACCUUCUUUUUUCCUCUUUAUUUUUGUAUAUAUUUUAAUAAAAACUGAAUCUGAAUUUUCA
Messenger RNA from Pimephales promelas (fathead minnow), 1867 nucleotides. It is a transcript of the gene crabp2a, whose product is annotated as cellular retinoic acid binding protein 2, a. Gene Ontology annotation, molecular function: lipid binding. The record is from RefSeq and is a predicted model, not a curated record. NCBI's taxonomy places the organism in Eukaryota, Metazoa, Chordata, Actinopteri, Cypriniformes, Leuciscidae.